Molecule: messenger RNA, 473 nt
Organism: Ilex paraguariensis (yerba mate)
Lineage: Eukaryota; Viridiplantae; Streptophyta; Magnoliopsida; Aquifoliales; Aquifoliaceae
Source: the annotation of a GenBank genome assembly
AUGGCUUUUACAUUCAUCAGAAUCAAUCUUGUCUCUCUAGUCAUCCUUCUCUGUUGGUUUAUAGCAGUGGACAAUACAGUAGCAGAAUGGUUUAAUUAUGGCGGCAACAUAACUAACCGGGGGAUUGCUGAUCAACCCAACAGACAUAUCUGCAACACCAGCGGUGGCAAAUGGGGCAGUGUACUUCCCAUCAUGGAAUGGAUAUUUGUAUGCAGUCAAUGCCUUCAAUGGUACUCUUAUAUGGAAGCAAAACGUCGGCGAGUUAACUGGGUUGCCGGGAACCGGGACUGUGGUGAACGUGUCCGGUGUCUAGAGCCACUCCGACGGUGGCCGGAAACCUUUUUUAUAGUCGGAAUUUAUGGACCUGCGGUGGUGAUUGCCGUCUCACGGUGGACUGGAGAGCUUGUUUGGUCGACUCGGAUUGACCCGCGUCCUCUAGUUCUCGUCACUGCUUCUGGAACAAUACACUUAGG